Camelus dromedarius (Arabian camel) is the source of this 5799-nucleotide messenger RNA. RefSeq names its product transmembrane and coiled-coil domain family 3 (gene TMCC3). The coding region runs from base 279 to 1619 and encodes 446 amino acids. NCBI's taxonomy places the organism in Eukaryota, Metazoa, Chordata, Mammalia, Artiodactyla, Camelidae. The transcript has 4 exons. The record is from RefSeq and is a predicted model, not a curated record. Gene Ontology annotation, cellular component: endomembrane system.
GUACAUAGCUCUAAUUAAACAAAGAAACAGAAAGCUCAUCUUUACUAGUUUGGUUCUUACGUGAUUAUUUGUCUCUGGAUAUGACCAAGAGACUGAGUCAUUUUUUGUUCCUAGGUCUCUGACCUGGGUAGGCUGGUGGUGAGAAGUGACCAGGGACUUAAGGAAUUAACUUGCAUGGGUUUCACCUCUAGGUCAGGAGUCUCAACGUGAGUAACCUGUGGUAUAAUUUAGUGCCAGACCAGAGGGACCUGGAGAGACUCACGGUAGAACGUCAUGACAUGAAUACCCUAAGCCUGCCCCUGAACAUACGCCGAGGGGGAUCAGACACCAACCUCAACUUCGAUGUACCUGAUGGCAUCCUGGACUUCCACAAGGUCAAGCUCAGUGCGGACAGCCUGAAACAGAAAAUUCUGAAGGUAACAGAGCAGAUAAAAAUCGAGCAGACGUCCCGUGAUGGGAACGUGGCAGAGUACCUGAAACUGGUCAGCAGUGCGGACAAGCAGCAGGCUGGCCGCAUCAAACAAGUCUUUGAGAAGAAGAAUCAGAAGUCAGCUCACUCCAUCGCCCAGCUGCAGAAGAAGUUAGAUCAGUAUCACAGAAAGCUCAGGGAGCUCGAGCAGAACGGAGCCCCCAGGAGCUCAAAGGACGUCGCCAAGGACAACCUGAAGGACAUCCAGCACUCCCUGAAAGAUGCCCAGGCCAAGGCCCGCACCGCUCCCCAUGGCCUGGAGGGUGGUAAGUCGGGCAUGCCAGGGGUGUCCCUCACCCCGCCCGUGUUCGUCUUCAGCAAGUCCAGAGAGUUUGCCAACCUGAUCCGGAACAAGUUUGGCAGUGCCGACAACAUCGCUCACUUGAAAAAUUCCUUGGAGGAGUUUAGGCCAGAGGCGGGUGCCAGGGCCUACGGGGGCAGCGCCACCAUCAUGAACAAGCCCAAGUACGGCAGCGACGACGAGUGCUCGAGCGGCACGUCAGGCUCCGCCGACAGCAACGGGAACCAGUCGUUCGGGGCGGGCGGCGCGGGCGCGCUGGGCAGCCAGGGGAAGCUCAGCGCCAUCCUGGAGGAGCUGCGGGACAUCAAGGAGACCCAGGCGCAGCUGGCCGAGGACAUCGAGGCGCUGAAGGUGCAGUUCAAGAGGGAGUACGGCUUCAUCUCUCAGACCCUGCAGGAGGAGAGAUACAGGUACGAGCGACUGGAAGACCAGCUCCAUGACCUCACUGACCUGCAUCAGCAUGAGACUGCCAACCUGAAGCAAGAGCUGGCCAGCAUCGAGGAGAAGGUGGCCUACCAGGCCCAGGAGCGGUCGCGGGACAUCCAGGAAGCCUUGGAGUCCUGCCAGACUCGCAUUUCUAAGCUGGAGCUCCACCAGCAAGAGCAGCAGGCCCUGCAGACCGACACGGUGAACGCCAAGGUCCUCCUGGGGAAGUGCAUCAACGUGAUCCUGGCCUUCAUGACCGUCAUCUUGGUGUGCGUGUCCACCAUCGCCAAGUUCAUCUCGCCCAUGAUGAAGAGCCGCUUCCACAUUCUUGGCACCUUCUUUGCUGUGACUCUCCUUGCAAUAUUUUGUAAAAACUGGGACCAAAUUCUGUGCGCCAUAGAAAGGAUCAUAAUACCGAGAUGAGGCCGCUGGUUUCUGUCCUCACCUUCUUUCAAGUUUUUAUUUUAAAGAAACUGUGCAUACUACCAAAUUUUAAAACGAACAGUGGUGCCGGCGGAAGAUGACGAGGACCAGGGCUGUGCAUUGUAAAUAGCGACAGUUCUCUUACCCGGGUGGCCAUUGCCAGCUCGGUCCCUGUUGGUUAACAUGAAUCUCUUUCCAGGCUCUCCCCACGUUGCUCACUGCCUUAAUGAGACCAGAUUCCCUGCCCACCUGACCAGCCCAGCAUGGUCAACCUCUGGUUAUUGAGCACUUGGCAUAAUUAAUGACCCAGAAGAAAAAGGAUUUUAAAUCUCACUCUCUCGUAAACCUCUUUCAAAAUUGAGCAUCACUGUUGCUGGUGGUUGCAUCUUCCCCGAGAAAGCAGCGAGAAUGUGGCCUGACUUGGGGAAGGGAUGCUGCUCAGGCGUUGGCCAUGUGAACACUUGGAGCCAAUGCAAGUACAGUAAAUCCUGUGUAAUCCAUCCCUCUGUCCACUGAUGAUCGUAGGCCCCAUGUGUGCCCAGUAUCCACAGUGGUCAACUGUGUGUGACGCUCCAUGACAUAGAAAUCUUGUAACCCACCUGUUUGUCCAUCUGAAGUCUAGCUUAAGUGUUCGGUUGCUCUUUAAAUGAUAAGAUGCAAGGAUUUAUGAACGGACCUUUGCCACCUUCUGCCCGGGGAGCUGCUCACCUACUUGAUUUCCCCGUAAUUGGCUAUCAGAUGCCUCACCUUCAAGGCAUAUAGAAAUGCAUCCAAAUCCCUCUUCGUACUGUGGAUGUAACACUGAUUUAGAGUCCAGUAAGCACUACUCCAGAGGUCUGUGUUUCGGCAAAUCUUUAUUGUGUUAAACCCCCUCUGAGGACAUGACUCACUUCCUGUGACUCACCUUAUUCACAGGUCUGGGAGGGAGGACAGCGCUUACUCAGUGAAAACAAAUGAUGCUCAUGGUGCAGGGGGUUCUCCUCUUGCUGUCAAGAAGAACAACAGGAUCAUAGCUUAUAAAACUAAAGUGCCCUGAGGUCGGAACACUGCAAAAGGGGAAGAAAAUAGGACGUUAGCUUGAUCAGUGGGCGCAGUUUGCCUGGUUGAACCUUGAGCGGAUCAUCUUUGGAUCCUGAAAGACCAGUAGGAAUAGAGUAAAUUAGAUCCAGUGUCUGAGCCAAGGUUGCCCAUCUGUCUCUUAGGAUCUUGCUGAAAAUAAGUUGCAAGGUAGUGGAGUGACCACGCUUCCAUUGAGGUGAAAGCAUUCAGAAGUCAUUUUUGGCCUCUUUGAGGGAUGCUGUUCACUAUCUUGAGCCCAGAGAAUGUUUUCCAUUACAUCUGUUUCUCUGUACAACAAAAAGGAAGACCUGGAAGAUUUUAAUGAAAACUGUUGUUCAGUCCCUUCUCCCACCAACUGUUUUGUUAUGUGAAGACACAAAGAUGCAUGUUAGUGUACAUUUCCUUCCAGAAAACAUCAAAACACCUGGAUUUAAUUUAAGUGCAAUAUUUUGCAAACAGCUGCUCUUAGGGAAAUCUCCUGAAAAAAUGUGACAGUGUGCCGUCGUUUGAGGGGUUGAAAUAGUCGACGCUUGGUACAGGUCCAGUGUGGGUGAGGCUCAUAGAACUCAAGCUUGCUUUCUUUUUCUUUUUUCAAGUUUACAAUCCACUGAUUAAAACCAAUUCACACUUAUGCAACUAUCACCAGUAACUAAUUCCAGACUCAAGCUUUUUAAAACAAUAAACAUCAUUUCACAAAACCUUUGGCUAUAAAGUAUCUUGGAUUCAGGGAAGAGGGAGUUACAGUCCCACCCCGUCUCAUGGCUGUGUCCCCUUUUGCUGCCAGACUCUCCCCUGGUCUCCCAAGUUGGCUUUGAAUACGCUGUGGUCCAUCCAAUCCAGGGGAGAGAAGCAGGUCCAGAUCCAGGGAGGGGGGAUGCUGUGCCUUUCUGUGGUAGUGGCCAGCGUUCCCGGUUGUCUGUGGGCAUCAGUCUCUGCGUGGACUGAGGGCUGGGUCCUGAAUGGGCUCCUCUUGAUUUCUGUGAACCUUUCUGAGGCACUUCGGACGUGCCAGGGGUUAGGGUGGGUGUCGAUGCUGCUGUUAGUUUAGAGAGGAUGAGUGAGAUCCCUGGCCCUCGCGGUAAGGGCUCUGGGAGGAUCCAGGAAGGCUUGGUUCCUCCUCACACCCCGCGCUCCACUCAUCACUCAGCCUAGCAAGUUUGUUUUGACACCUCCCAGACCUGCGAUCACUCUGUCUCCUCCCUGGGGAGAGAAGUGGGGAAGGAAACAGAAAGCAACACGAAUCACCCCCUCCAGCCUGGCACCGUUAACAGAAGCUACUCGAAACUGCCUCUCUUCUGAAAUACCGUAGGGUCUAAAUCAUCCCACCUGAUCAUGAAUCUUUUUUUAAAGAAUUCAUAUUUCUGGUGAUUCUCAUUAGAUGUCAGAAAUCUGGCUUUCACUUGAAUAUGCUCAACUUACACAGCAUAUUUACUUUAGAGUCUCGUUGAAAUUUCAUGAAGCUUUUUAGUAAGAGGAUAUACUCCAAGGAGACUUUUUACUCUUUGCAGUAUAUUAUUCUCUUCUUAAGGAAUAAACUCUCCCCCUGCUUCCUUUUGUCACUGCCUAAGGGGAUUAGAUAAAAUGUUAUAUAUAUACAAUUAAAAAUAGUGAUCUAGCUAUGACGUAUCCUGAAAUUGGCUAUUCAUUUUACAUUUAUGUUAAUGACUCUUUUCCCCCACCUUUCAUUGGCAGUCGGCAUCUUGUGCAGACCUUCAGAUGAAAGCAAGCACCUGCUCCCUCAGUGAACUUACUAAGGGAUCGAAGAUGCUGGACAUUGGAUUCUAGCACUGGGUUUUUUGGUGAUAUAUUAUUUUCAUGAUCACCAGGAUAAUGAUAGUCUGCUGAGGACAAAAUGAAAACCUAUAAAUACUCUCUUGUGGGUUCUGAAUUGGUUAUUCCAAUAUUUGCGGUAUGAUUAAGCCAGAACAAAACAUCCCCCACCCCCAUCCCCUACUGCCAAAAAAAAGUAAACCCACGAUGAGGCAGCAAAUAAAAGUAUUCCACUGCUGAUUUUGGACAGUGAAAGUAGGAUUAGUCCCAAGUUUCUGGCAUGCACACUUAGUUGUUUUGCUUACAUGGUUGCUGUGAUCUGUUGGUGAACUGAAAUCUUCUGAAACUCUUCCCUUUUCAUCCCAGCCCUUGAAGCUGUUGUCCCUCUCAGUGAGGCAGCGUCCAUGCAGUUUUAGCCCUGCUCCUGCUUCGUCACUCGUGUUUCCAUUUAAAUAUUUCCCUACUAUGUGUGUUCCCUGCCCUGUCAUUUUUCUAGCAUGUCAGGUUUAAUUGUGGGUUCAAUCAUAGUGAGGGGAACUAGCUUCCCUCCAGCAACUAAUUACUUUAGGUCUUUUUUCUUUGGACUUUACCAAAUUAUUUUGCAUCAAAUGGGAACAUUUUUGCAUUGAAUCCAAAUAUAGUUGUAUUGGUUUGGAAAAAAAUUUAAAUAUGCUUAUUAAUAUGAACAUGUGUGAUUAAACAACCUAGUUUGCAUCUUUCUUUAGUUUCAGGGAAUGAGGGGGUAGGAUUAAAUGGCAUUAUUUGAAAUUCAGGGCUUUAUCUGGAGAGAAGUGUUUCAAGAAGCUUAGCACAUGUGCUAAGAGUAGGAAGUUGGUCUAAAAAGAUAAAUCACCAAAAAGAAUGAUACUGGCCUAUUUAUAUUAAAAGUAGUUAAGAAGCUUUAAAAAAAAAAAAAAAGUACAUUUAACAAGAACAUUAACCCAGAAGAUAUAAAGCAAAACUAACCUAUGAUUUUCUAAAGUCAGUACAAUUCUCUUUAUAAAAAGCUGGACAGUAAUGUACUUUGAUUGUUUCAGGAAUGAUUUGUGUGUUGCCAUUUUGAUUUAUUUAAAGCAUGUCUGCUGUGUUUGUCCUUAGAGAAAUCUUUCAACAAAACGUGCUCUCUGUUUACCACACAUUUACGCAGUAGUUAGCAGCUAUGAAAGUAGAAACUGGAAAUGUUUAUUGUGAGAAUUUCUGUUUUGUGAGAUAUUAUAUAGUUUCAUGUCAGCCUAAAAUUGUAAAUUCUAUGUAGAUCUUCACCCCCAUUCAAAGCAGGUGCCAUUAUUUUUUAAAUUAACCCUUAAUGUGAGCUUUGAUGUUAAAUAAAGAGCUAGAUUUCUUAAAUUUU